Molecule: messenger RNA, 2211 nt
Organism: Owenia fusiformis
Lineage: Eukaryota; Metazoa; Annelida; Polychaeta; Sabellida; Oweniidae
Source: the annotation of a GenBank genome assembly
CUACUACCAACGAUACGAGUUUAGUCACUCAAGAAAGCUCAGUUACCAACAGGAUGAGCUCAACGAUGGCAGAUAUUGUCACCAAGGCAACAAUAGCCAAGGAAUUAUGGACAUACUGUGCACCGCUGAUCAUUAUUGUCGGUACAAUAGGAAACACUUUAUCUUUUAUCAUACUCACCAGGAAGAACAUGCGGAAAAGCACGUCUAGUAUUUAUCUCAGCGUCCUGGCUGUAGUCGAUUCAACUGUACUUUACACUGGUCUUUUGCGACAUUGGAUACGUCACAUUUCCGACAUAGACAUACGGAGUAUCACACUUGGUGGAUGUAAAUUUCACAUAUUCCUAGUUUACUUUUCCUUGGAUUUAUCUGCGUGGAUCUUAGUUGCGGUAACGUUUGAGAGGCUAGUUGCAGUUUAUAUUCCCUACAAAGCUCGGGUAUACUGUACUAGUUUUACAACUUUCAUCACAGUUUGCGCCAUCUCUUUCGUUUUGUUUUUUAUUAACCUUCACUUCUUCUGGACAUACGGAUACAUCAAAAUAAAUGAUCGUGGUGACAUCUUUGUUGCAUGCAUUAUUGCUGAAGAAAAAUAUAAACAUUUCGCCAGGUACACGUGGCCAUGGCUUGACAUGUGUAUCGCCUCUUUUAUCCCGUUCUUCAUCAUGUUCACAAGCAACGUUCUAAUUAUUAUCAAGGUUCGGAAACUGAGCUCAACGAACGAAUCAAAGAUGACAUUCAUGACGGCAAUGCUCCUCACUGUGAAUUUCGUGUUCAUUAUCUGCACAUCGCCUAUUGUUCUCUAUCUAAAUUUUUACGAAACGUGGAACCCGGGUAGUGAUGAAUUAACAAUUGCUAAGAGGAAGCUUCACUUUGUUAUAUGUAAUUUACUCAUGUACACAAAUAAUUCGAUUAAUUUUUUGCUUUACUGUCUAUCUGGUCCUACGUUUCGCCGGGAUCUUCGAAAACUGUUGCGGAGGAAGGGAAAUUAGAUCGGCCCGCACUCGAACAUUCAAAACCAUACUGAAGCAGAGAACGCAGCUGCUCAAUAAUAUACUUCACAAAAGGAUUCAUAAUGUUGGAAAAUGUUUACUAUUUAUUGCAACUACAAUUAGAAUUCAUACUGGAAAUUGUACGUACGUUACAUAUUUAUAUAUACUUACGGCCAGACGGACGGGUGAUUCUACAUGUCAACCAUGUGAACCAAAUAAACAUCCAUUACAUUGCUGGAUAAAGAGCAAUUACUAGUAACUCCAAUAAAACACAGACAUAAUUUAUUUAUUUAUAGAUACGAUCAAAAUAUAUAACUAAAGUUGUCCCAAACAAGGUAUAUUUGAUUUGUCUCAGUUGAGUAAAGGCUUUUCAUAAUUUCCGCAACAUUCAUUGUCGCAUAUACAGUUAUAGAGUGUUCAUUUCCGACAAGCAGCCAUUUUAAGAGAAAGUUAUGCCGGGGUAUAAAAGAAUGAGCAUUUGGCGCCAUUUUCCUAACCAUAUCGGCCAAUUUUAAAUGGACAGUAGCCUACAUUUUAAAUGCUCGAGAAUCACAGACAGUCAAACAAAUGGAACAACGCCCUCCUGGUUCUUUAUAAAGGAAGUGUUUCACUUAUGGAUCAGGUAUUCCACUUAUGGAGGUGUUCAACUUAUGGAGGUGUUUCACUUAUGAAGGUGUUCUACUAAUAGGGGUGUUCCACUUAUGGAGGUCUUCUACUUAUUGAUGUGUUCUACUUAUGGAGGUGUUCCUUUUAUGGAGGUGUUUCACUUAUGGAGGUGUUUCACUUAUGGAGGUAUUCUACUUACAGAGGUAUUCUAUUUAUUGAGGUGUUCUACUUAUGAAGGUGUUCCACUUAUUGAGGUGUUCUACUUAUAGAGGUGGUCUACAUGGAGGUGUCCUACUUGACAGGUUAAAAUGCACACUCUGUGUUACAACAUAUCAUUAGUCGUCAUCAGACACCAGACUGCCAAAGGCCGUCAUAAAGUACACUUUAUCUCUGUACCCUUUAUCUAAAAAAAUAAAGGUGAUUCUAUUUUGGAUUUUUGGAAAAUGUCAAAAUUUUGCCCCCUGUUCAUGAAAGCAUUAUUUUAUUAACUUUGAAACUCGAAAACGUCUGUAAUAGCCUAUCAUUACAACCUCAUUCCUGACAUUUCCCCUUUUCUAUGGUAUAUUUUAACCUUGAGACAAAUAGCAUCAUUGUUUUUACAUCCAUUUUCUCUUUAAAG